Messenger RNA from Colletotrichum siamense, 537 nucleotides. RefSeq lists its product as uncharacterized. Lineage: Eukaryota; Fungi; Ascomycota; Sordariomycetes; Glomerellales; Glomerellaceae. The record is from RefSeq and is a predicted model, not a curated record. The transcript is spliced from 2 exons. The coding region runs from base 1 to 537 and encodes 178 amino acids.
AUGAAGUUGUCCCUCCUCUUUGCCGCCGCCCCUGCGGCUCAGGCCAUGGUCUCUUACAUGGCAGCGGUCCCGGACUCCGUCAUGGCCAUGGCGGACGCAGGCAACUGCAACCUGCCGGAUGAUUUCCAGAUCCAGAACUUUGCUGCUCAGUCUGCGGACGGCCAGACGGCGGAUUCGCUGGACUUCACCUUCAACGACGACAGCACCACCCUCAACACGCCAUGUCAUCUUAACGCCUCUUCCGUGCCGGUAUCAGGCGACGGUCGCACGCCGAGAUAUAGCUGCGAGAAUGCGAUGGUGCAAUUUAUCUGGCAAAACAACACCAUUACUGUGAUCGAGAAGGUUUGCCCAGGCGAUGAUGGCGCCGCCGAUUACGAGGCAUCCGGAACGGCAUCCGUUCCUCUCGUAUGCAACGGCACCGCCAGCGGAGUGUCUGCGCGGUCGCACAGGCGUGCCAGGAGAGCCGUUGCAUGCACAUCCAACUCGGACGACAUCCGAGCGAAAUUCUUCAGCAUCCAGCCCGUACCCAGCAGUUAA